AUGAAAAAGGGCCACGAGACUUUCUGCCAAAAUUUCGAUUCCAGCAGGAAUCUAAGAGCCCUUCAUUCGCUUAUCAUUUCCAACAACGCUCUCACUGGUCACAUCCCCUCAUCUUUAGGGAACUUGACUGCUCUUGAAUCGUUGGAUCUCUCCCAAAACCAGUUCUCAGGAAGGAUCCCCGGUGGUUUGGCACAACUCAAUUUCCUUGCAUAUUUCAAUGUCUCCCAUAACCGUCUUUGGGGGCCUAUACCACUCGGCCAACAAUUUAGUACAUUCCUAGAAGAUUACUAUGUUGGAAACUCAGGUUUGUGUGGAAAGCCUUUGUCAAAGAAAAGUGAGAGCUCAAGACCACCACCGCCAUCAAUCUUUGAAGAAGAUGAAGACUCUGGGUUUCAAAUUGAACUAGACUGGGACGUUGUUCUGCCAGGAAUUAUUAGUGGUUUAAUAAUUGGAGUGAUUUCUGGGGACAUUUGGACAAACAAGAGGCAUGAAUGGUUUGUGGAGGCAGCCAAGAGGAUCAACAGGAGGAGGGGACGUAUUUGA
This is a messenger RNA of Prunus armeniaca (apricot), 543 nucleotides long. The record is from the annotation of a GenBank genome assembly. NCBI's taxonomy places the organism in Eukaryota, Viridiplantae, Streptophyta, Magnoliopsida, Rosales, Rosaceae.